GCUGCUCCUGUGGGGGAACCGGGUCAUCCCGGAGGCAUUGACAUGAACCCGGAUCAAAACUGCAGCUUCUACCGCGAGGUUCUGAUUGGCAUCCUCCGCUCCCUCAACACCCUGGCAGAAAAGCUUAACCUUGAAGAUGAUGUGGUGAAAAUUACAAUCGAUUGGAACAAGCUUCAGAGCCUCUCAACACUCCAGCCAGCAUUGCUCUUUAGUGCUCUUGAACAACAUGUUUUAUAUUUUCAGCCUUUUUUAGAAAGACUUCAGUGCCUGAUUAAAGAGGAAAAUAUAACUGCCAUUGAAGAGGCUGAUAAGACAAAAACAAGCAACAAAAAUGAUACAAAAAUAUGCCCUGAUGAUAACCCAUGUGCUGAUGAAAAAUACAAAGAUUGUCUUUUGGGAGGUCUUAAAGACAAGCAAAUUAUCUUUGAUCCAGAAGUAGUCCAGAUAAAAGCUGGAAAAGCAGAAAUUGACAGAAGAAUAUCAGCAUUCAUUGAACGAAAGCAAGCUGAGAUCAAUGAAAACAAUGUCAGAGAAUUUUGUAAUGUAAUUGAUUGUAAUCAAGAGAAUAGCUGUGCAAGGACUGAUGCAGUUUUUACUCCUUAUCCAGGGUUUAAAAGUCAUGUCAAGGUUUCUAGAGUUGUGAAUACCUAUGGCCCACAAACUAGAGCUGAAGGAACACAGGGAACUGGUCAUAAAAUUAGUAACAUGCUUCGUGAUUGUGGGAACCAGGCUGUAGAAGAAAGACUGCAAAAUAUUGAAGCUCAUUUGCGAUUGCAUACAGGUGGUCCAGUACCUAGAGACAUUUAUCAGAGAAUUAAAAAACUUGAGGAUAAAAUCUUGGAAUUGGAAGGAAUUUCCCCAGAAUAUUUUCAAUCUGUUAAUUUUUCUGGAAAAAGAAGAAAAGUGCAACCACCACAACAGAACUAUUCAUUGGCUGAACUUGAUGAAAAAAUUAGUGCCCUUAAACAAGCUCUCCUAAGGAAAUCAAAUGAAACAGAAUCCAUGGUCACUGAUCAGCUUCCAUAAUGAAGUCUCUUCAUCAAUGGCAUUUUUGUCACACAUGUAACUUAAGGAUCUCUUUAGACAGUCUUUACACCAAAUUUUUUCUUGAAGUUUUGCUAGAAGCGUGCUAGAAUGUUAGUCCUAUAAAUAAAUAAAUAUAACUACUAGUUUAUUUUAAAAUAUUUUGUGAAUGCUUUGAAAAUAGAAGUAGCUGAAUUUGUUCCCUUCUGUUCUUAAGGAGGUGUUUUAGCAUUGUUGUUGUUUUUAGAAAGUUAAAAAAAUUAAUUUGCAAAAUCGUAUUUUUAUCUGUAAUUAUUUGUGGACCAGGAAGACCAAACUUUUAUAUUUUCAAUAUUGGUGUUUAUUGUUUUUAUUUUUUUAAAUAGUAUCCUGUUUUUAUAAUGUCUGUUUUUAAAUACCAUUGUUUAUGUAAAUAAAUGAAAUUUUCAUGUC
Messenger RNA from Gracilinanus agilis (Agile Gracile Mouse Opossum), 1455 nucleotides. It is a transcript of the gene MBIP, whose product is annotated as MAP3K12 binding inhibitory protein 1. The transcript is spliced from 9 exons. The coding region runs from base 43 to 1026 and encodes 327 amino acids. Gene Ontology annotation, cellular component: cytosol. The record is from RefSeq and is a predicted model, not a curated record. Lineage: Eukaryota; Metazoa; Chordata; Mammalia; Didelphimorphia; Didelphidae.